AUGGCUAUUUUUGCGUUAUUCUUGGUUCUAUUGCUGCAAUUGUCAACAAUUUUUGGCUCUGAGGUUGUCUUACAGUCAAAGAAUUGUGGCACUGAUUGGGUGGCACAUUCAUAUUCUAGUCAUGGUCAGGAACUGUUCUACAUAAACGGCAAUGUAGUGAACAAGGUUGCUUUCUGUGAGGGUCUCCAAUUGUAUACUGAAAAGGGGUGUGAUGUUAAGGACUACUUUGGAAGUGUCAAAUGUGUGACGGAGGUUUCUUUUGUGGAUUUGCCUUUAAAGGAAGGGAGGAAACUUCUGAAAAAGGAUUCAGAUAGUGAAUCCACAUCACAAGGAGAUCCUAAGCCUCUGUCAGCUCACGUGGUUGGUAUUUCUGCAGGGGGAGCUUUGUUUGUAUGUUGCCUUGUUCUUUGUCCUUGUUUCUUUAGCAAGAGAAAGAAGGCAACUUCUCAUGCUGUUCUUGCCAAGGACCCCAAUUCAAUGGAUUCGGUUUCAUCCUUUGAAGCCUCCGUCACUGAAAAGAUUCCGGCCAGUCCACUUCGGGUGCCACCUAGUCCGUCAAGAUUCUCAAUGUCUCCAAAACUCAGUAGACUUCAAUCAUUGCAUCUCAAUCUGAACCAAAUUACAAGAGCUACACAUAACUUUUCAGAAACAUUACAAAUAGGAGAAGGGGGUUUUGGAACUGUCUACAAGGCCAAGUUGGAUGAUGGCCUGGUUGUGGCUGUAAAACGUGCAAAAAAGGAACAUUUUGAUAGUUUGAGAACAGAAUUCAGCAGUGAAGUUGAACUUCUGGCCAAAAUUGAUCAUCGAAACCUGGUGAAGCUACUAGGUUAUAUUGACAAAGGAAAUGAACGCCUUCUUAUUACAGAGUUUGUGCCAAAUGGUACCCUUAGAGAACAUUUGGAUGGUAUGCGUGGAAAAAUACUAGACUUCAAUCAGCGCCUUGAAAUUGCAAUUGAUGUUGCCCAUGGCUUGACCUAUCUGCAUCUUUAUGCAGAAAAGCAAAUUAUACAUCGAGAUGUGAAAUCAUCCAACAUUCUUCUGACAGAAAGCAUGCGAGCUAAAGUUGCUGAUUUUGGAUUUGCAAGGCAAGGGCCGGUGAACACUGAUCAGACACACAUUUCUACCAAAGUGAAGGGAACAGUUGGUUAUUUGGACCCUGAGUAUAUGAAAACAUACCAACUCACUCCCAAGAGUGAUGUUUACUCAUUUGGAAUUUUGCUUUUAGAAAUUGUGACAGGUCGCCGUCCCGUUGAGUUGAAGAAAACUGUUGAAGAGCGGGUUACACUUAGAUGGGCUUUCAGGAAGUACAAUGAAGGAAGCGUAGUGGAGCUGGUGGAUCCUUUAAUGGAAGAAGCUGUAAAUGGAGAUGUUCUAAUGAAGAUGUUUGAUUUGGCAUUUCAAUGCGCAGCUCCAAUUAGAACAGAUAGACCUGACAUGAAAUCAGUGGGCGAGCAAUUGUGGGCAAUAAGGGCAGAUUACCUCAAGAGUGCAAGGAGAGAAUAA
This is a messenger RNA of Sphenostylis stenocarpa, 1503 nucleotides long. The record is from the annotation of a GenBank genome assembly. NCBI's taxonomy places the organism in Eukaryota, Viridiplantae, Streptophyta, Magnoliopsida, Fabales, Fabaceae.